Molecule: messenger RNA, 4919 nt
Organism: Chroicocephalus ridibundus (black-headed gull)
Lineage: Eukaryota; Metazoa; Chordata; Aves; Charadriiformes; Laridae
Gene: PANK2
Product: pantothenate kinase 2
Exons: 7
Coding region: 76-1398 (440 amino acids)
Biological process (GO): coenzyme A biosynthetic process
Cellular component (GO): nucleus; cytosol
Molecular function (GO): pantothenate kinase activity; ATP binding
Source: RefSeq, a predicted model, not a curated record
GCGCUGCGAGGCGGUGGCUGCGGCGGUGGCGGCGGCUGCGGGGAGCGCGGCGCGGCGCGGCGGGGCGGGCGGCCCAUGGGGCCGGGCCGCGCUGCGGGGAUGGAGCCGCUGCGCAACGGCGGCGGCGCGGAGGAGCAGGAGGAGAAGAAGGAGAAGCCUCGGCGGAGGCCGGGGGCAGAGGGGGCCGGACCCCCGCGGCGGCGCAGCAGCGGCGCCACGGCGGGCGUUGACAGCACGGCGGGGCCGCAGCCCCGCGAACGGGGCGGCUCCGUCAGCCGCCAGCGGCGGGACUCGGUCCGCAAGAACCGCCCGCUCUUUCCUUGGUUUGGCUUGGAUAUUGGAGGGACCUUGGUGAAACUUGUUUAUUUUGAACCAAAGGACAUCACUGCUGAAGAAGAGGAGGAAGAAGUGGAAAACCUCAAAAGCAUCCGCAAAUACCUGACAUCAAAUGUAGCCUAUGGAUCUACAGGCAUUCGGGAUGUGCACCUUGAGCUAAAGGACCUUACCCUGUGUGGACGUAAAGGCAAUCUGCACUUUAUACGCUUUCCUACUCAUGACAUGCCUGCUUUUAUUCAAAUGGGAAGCGAAAAACACUUCUCAAGCCUCCAUACUACCUUAUGUGCCACGGGAGGUGGAGCGUACAAAUUUGAGCAGGACUUUCUCACAAUGGGUGACCUCCAGCUUUGUAAGCUAGAUGAACUCGAUUGCCUUAUUAAAGGAGUUUUGUACAUUGAUUCAGUUGGAUUCAAUGGACAUUCAGAGUGCUACUAUUUUGAAAACCCGACGGAUGCUGAAAGAUGUCAGAAGCUCCCAUUCAACUUGGAGAAUCCGUAUCCUCUCCUUUUGGUGAACAUUGGCUCAGGGGUCAGCAUUUUGGCUGUAUAUUCGAAAGAAAACUAUAAACGGGUAACGGGCACCAGCCUUGGAGGUGGAACCUUUUUUGGUCUCUGCUGCCUUCUUACCGGUUGCUCCACCUUUGAAGAGGCCCUUGAGAUGGCCUCCCGUGGAGACAGUACCAAAGUGGACAAACUAGUGCGGGACAUUUACGGAGGAGACUAUGAGCGAUUUGGAUUGCCAGGCUGGGCUGUAGCGUCCAGCUUUGGAAACAUGAUGAGCAAGGAGAAGCGGGAAUCUGUCAGCAAAGAGGACCUCGCAAAGGCUACGUUAAUAACCAUCACUAAUAACAUUGGCUCCAUAGCACGGAUGUGUGCACUUAAUGAGAACAUUAAUCGAGUGGUGUUUGUUGGCAAUUUCCUUCGGAUCAAUACAAUCUCGAUGAGGCUUCUGGCAUACGCUUUGGACUACUGGUCAAAGGGACAGUUAAAAGCACUUUUCUUGGAACAUGAGGGUUAUUUCGGUGCAGUCGGCGCUCUUCUGGAACUCCUGGAUUCAGCCUGACUCCGUGCAGAUCCUGUAUGUUGGACCUACGAAGUCAGGGUGCUUCCUGGGUCACCCUUUCGCUUCAAAGCAUCUGUUCCGUGACUGUUAAAAUAAUUGUGCGUGAGCUGAUGAGACAAGAAAAGGACUGUUGCGUUUCUGUCUGUAAACAGUUGAAACCAGUCUUCAGUUAGAACACAGGUUCGUUCAGAAGUAUAUAUGCAAACACGCUGACCGAAGGUGGCGGUUGUAUGUGGAACAUCUGUUGGGCAUUAGUUGCUGACAUCAAAUAGCCCUUUUUAUGUAGUCUUCUACAUAUGUUUAAUGGUGGUGACAUAAUAGAAGACUUGCACUCUUAUUCCCUCCCUCGAGAUUCCUUUGAGUGCUGGAAUGUCCACCCACUUCACAGUUCAUAGGGUUCAGCUGCAGCGUUUUACGUUCCGCAAAAAGAAGGGCAUUGCGUUGGCAUUAAUUGUCUGUAAAGGGGAGAGAGCAUCAGCACAGCCCCGGAGUGUGGAAAUCGUAUGGACCAGUUCUGCCUCCUCUGACCCGCGCAGUGGCCUCUCGAACACCGUUGUGCUAUCAGUGAGGCUUUAUUCCUGUUACCGCAGUCUCUUAUCUAUGUACGCAGAUUUAUUAGAGACGAAAGGUAAGGCACAAAUCCUGUGUCUCGGGUAGCCCAGAUCUGCUCAGGUUGUUCCUGAUUUCAGCCGGUAACGCUUCUAUGCAGACCACAGUAACCUUCUGGUGUGCGCCAUAGGGCUGGCACAGCGUCAGGAGUGGCUGUCAGCCCCUGACCUUGACAUCUGCUAAAAGCAAAUUUGAAGAUGAACAUAGUGGGGUUUUUGUUUGGGGUUUCUUUUCUCUGUUGUAAUACUUGGCUGCGUAUAACAAUACCAAAGAGAUUUCUUUUACUUUCAGUCAUACACUUGGGUUCUUCUCUGCAAUGUUCCGUUUUAUGUUUAUUAAUUGCUAAACUAGUAGUUUCCGGGGGAAAUCUCUCCUUCCCGUAUGCGUGCUGUAGUCUUCUGUUUUCUCUGUGCGUGGGGUCUUGCGUGCAGCCUGCAGACGGGCUUGCUGCAGUUUGGAACCCCUAAAGAUCUCAGGCUGGGGGUUUAGAAAUGGCGCAUUGCACACUGAAUAAAUGCUCUCUCAAAACAGCGGAGAUGCCGGUAGUGGGCAGCAGUUUAAAAAAGAGAAGCAGGAGGCAUAGGGUUUGUGCUCUGACCUUCCUUCCUGGUAUCUCCGCUUUGCCCUGCGCUUGGCAGAAGUCCUUCCCAGGCUCGGAUCUUGCGUUUCGAAGUGAACAAGAUCUUUAGCAAGACGGGCGUUUGUGUUCUCUUUGCCGCGCUGCCGGCAUCAAGUUAUUUUGGUACAACUGCGCUCCAGCCGGGGAGCGUGGAAAAAGCUGCUUUUCUGAGGAGCCAUCUGCACCUUCCCGUGAUGAUGUCAGCUGAACAGAGACGCCGCUUCCAAGCGCGCUCCGCAAUGCGGUGCUCCGCCUUUCCAGCUGGGCAGCUCGGCUCCGUGUAGAAGCCGUCCCUUUGGGAGCGGGGCAACGCGGUCUGCCGUGGAACCCGAGUGCCGAUGGCGUCAGUUCGUACUUGUUGGGGUUUAUCUCAGGACAUCGGAGCGACCGUCAUCCUGACUCCAACACCUCUUUUAAAGUCGUGGGUUCUUCUCGGAUAAGUUGAUUUUCGUGCUCGUUUUGGUAGCUGCUGGCAGCGCUGGACGGCCCAUGCCGGUUUGGCGGCUUGCGGUUUAGGUGCAGGAACGCGCAGUAAAAUCGUGCCCGGCUCUACCCGUUGCUGCAGCCCGAAAUCCGAGUACUCGCAAGGUGCUCCGCAGCUCGCUGGGUUCAUUGCAUGGUACCCGCCUCUCCUUUGGGCCAGAAACAGGAAGAAACUACAAAUUUGGAAGACCUACUCUUUGCUAGAUCAGAUCCUGUGUGAUAUUUCUCUUGAAGCCUGCCCGGUCAGCUCUGCCGGGUAAGUGUUCCAGACAGCAGACACGGCGUAAAACAAGGCGUUUUCUAAACUUCAGUUCAUUGUGGGCAUGGAACUUCCUGAAUGCGGCCAGUAAUUUGGCAACCACAAAAAAACGCGAGGUAGGGAGAGAGUAGUGUGCAUGUGAAAGGUCCUCUUUGCUACGUGCCGUCUGCGGAAGAAAAUUUUUUGUGCUUUUCCUGCAGUAUAGUGCAGGGUUCGUAUCCCGCUCUGCUUUCAACGUAACGUGUUAUGGGGGUCAAGCAGGAUAAUACAGAGUCAUAGCGUGGUUUGAGUCGGAAAGAACCUUCAAAGAUCAUCUAGUCCAACCCCCUGCCAGGGACAGGGACAUCUUCCACUAGUCCAGGUUGCUCAGAGCCCCGUCCAACCUGACCUGGAAUGUUUCCAGGGAUGUGGGGCAUCUACCACCUCCCUGGGCAACCUCUUUGGGAUCUAUUGCAUCUGAGACCUCAUUUAUUCUUCAUUUCUUGUGAAAUUGCGUGAAAGAUACCCCAAGUAGGUGUAUUAAACAACUCCACUUCUGAAUUGCUGAUUGCAGGUUUUCUAGAAUUAACUUUAUCUCUACCACAUAAAAGGUAACUUACCUUUUUUACCUUACCUAUAAAGGGUAACUGCCCCUUCAGCCGGGUCACCCACCCUCACGGUCGAAACUCGGGCCGUGGUUCGACCCAUGGAAAAGAAACAGAAACGCACUUUGGCUCUUUAAAAUCUCCUUGUGCCCAGGACCUGCGUCGCUCCUUGGUGUAAUACCUCAGUGGUGGCGCUGGGCCCGUGCGGGCUUAGCAGCUUUAAUUAGUCCCGGGGCUUUGAUACAUGCCCUCCGCACACUGAUGUGGUUUGUAUAAACCUCCUCCGCAUCCUCCUGCGCAGAAGAGGGGCUGAUUUUUUUUUUUUUAAAUAGCAAUAGCCUUGGAGCUGAAAACUGAGGGGAAGAAGCAGCUACCCUGAAAUGAUGUUGUUAAGGGAGAGGGAAGGUGUGGAGAGCUGAGAAGCCCCUGCAGCAGCCCUUGCUCUGCAAGAAGUCCCUGCCCUGAGGCUGGAGUCUCUGGGAGCAGCGUCCCGCGCUAUUCCCCGUGUUCGCUCUGCGCGCUUGUGUGUGUGUGUGUGUGCGCGUCACUCCUCUUUCUGUGGAUUUCGAGUAGAUGCUGUGUGGUCUGAUGGCCGACACCAAAGUCCCUGAUGUGUCGUGUGUAUUUUUUUGUAAAUUGUUGUUUGUUUUUUGUGUUUUUUUUUCUUCUUGUAAUAAAGUAUUACAGUUAUUUUUAUAUACUUGAAACUCUUACCUUUGCUUCUUGUCUCACUCUUCCUAGCUACAGAGCAAGGGAUGAAUGUUGAUCUGAACAGGCAUCAAGAACAUGCCAGUGAAAUGGGUGUAAAUGAGUCCUUCACCUUUCAGUUGAUUUUAGAAGCUUAUUAACAAUAACUGUCAGCAAUCCUUAAUUACUUUUCACUCCCUGUGCGUGUUCUGCUCUCUGGAAAUGGCAUUGCACAGCACAUUAAUGGAUGGGGAAAAAAUAAAUCAGUAUUUGGCUGUUG